Molecule: messenger RNA, 1035 nt
Organism: Purpureocillium lilacinum
Lineage: Eukaryota; Fungi; Ascomycota; Sordariomycetes; Hypocreales; Ophiocordycipitaceae
Source: RefSeq, a predicted model, not a curated record
AUGCCCAUCAUCCAGCCGUCGGUGACACCACUCCCAGAGGGCAUCGACCUCACCGGCCAAGUCGCCAUCGUCACAGGCGCCUCCGCAGGCAUCGGCCUCGAGAUAUCGCGCCAGCUCCUCCAGCACAAGCUCUCUACGCUCAUCCUCGCCGUGCGAAACACCUUAAAGGGAGAGUCCGUUCGUGACGACCUGCUCAAGGACCAGCAUGUCGCCGCCACAAACCCCCACGCGUCGGUGCACGUUCUCCGACUAGACAUGGACGGAUACACCAGCGUCAGCGACUUCAUUGCAGAGUUCAAACGCAGGUUCUCCGACUUAAACAUCCUCAUGCUAAACGCAGGCGUUGGUCUUCCGAGGCGGGAGCACGCCGCGUCGGGCCAUGAGAGGAACACGCAGGUCAAUUACCUGUCCAACGUGCUGCUCACGCUGGGUCUCCUGCCCGUCAUGGAGGCGACCGCCGAGAAGACGGGCAGGCCCGGCAAGCUGAGCGUCACGGGCAGCAGGCUGUACGCGAUGACGAGCCUGGAGAAGCGCGCACCUCUGGGCCUGAACGAGACGCUGCUCGGCCACUUUGACGACCUGGCUAGGGCGCCCGCGCUGACGGGCUACAUGGACAGCAAGUUCCUGUGGAUGCUUUUCCAGGCGGAGCUGACGCGGCAGUACCCUCGAGAACUGCACGGAGCGAGGGAUGCUGGUGAUAAGGCGACUCCUAAGAUCAUUAUGAACACGUUCUGUCCGGGCAUGGUCAACACAGGGUUCAACAAUGUGCUGCCAAUCUACUUUCGCCUGCCAGUCAAGGCGGUCGUCGCGCUGCGUGGCCGAAACGUUGAAAAGGCGGGCUGGAUCGCGUUGAACGCGGCGGUCGUGGCUGGUGAGGAAACGCACGGGACGCUGCUGGGCGACACGGCUAUCGAGGAGCCGUGCGCGUUCAUCGUCUCGGCGGAGGGCCAAAGGCUGCAGCGCAUGCUCUGGAACGAGACGAUGGAUGAGAUGAAGCCGCUGGUGACGCUGCCCGGCUGGAUGCACAAGCUAUGA